AUGUCCGACUACGAAGUGACUUUGGUCAAUGACAGCAUGCAAGAAUUCUAUGUCAGGUUUUAUGGUCCAUCAGAAAGUCCGUCCCACUUUGUCCUCUCCGAAGAAUUGAGAAAGAUGCACCAUAUCCAUGUCGAACUACCGGACCAGUAUCCUUACAAGUCGCCGUCGAUCGGCUUCAUGAACAAGAUUUUCCAUCCGAACAUCGACGAGCUGUCGGGCUCGGUCUGUCUGGAUGUGAUCAACCAGACCUGGUCGCCAAUGUUCGACCUAAUCAACAUCUUCGAAGUAUUUCUGCCCCAGCUGUUACGUUAUCCUAACCCAUCAGACCCGCUUAACGGCGAGGCUGCCGCGACGCUGAUGCGGGACCCCAAGAGCUACGAUACCAAGGUCAAGGACUACGUCCAGAGGUAUGCGACAAAAGAAAAGGCUGACGAGGCCGGCUCGGAGGAAGAUGAAGAAGAGGACGAGAUGAGUGACCUAGGAAGUUUUGGGGAGGAGGAUGACGAGCCGGCGGGCGAGCUUGAGCUGUAA
Puccinia triticina is the source of this 531-nucleotide messenger RNA. RefSeq lists its product as uncharacterized. Gene Ontology annotation, cellular component: nucleus. The coding region runs from base 1 to 531 and encodes 176 amino acids. The transcript is spliced from 3 exons. Gene Ontology annotation, biological process: protein polyubiquitination; ubiquitin-dependent protein catabolic process. Gene Ontology annotation, molecular function: ubiquitin conjugating enzyme activity. The record is from RefSeq and is a predicted model, not a curated record. NCBI's taxonomy places the organism in Eukaryota, Fungi, Basidiomycota, Pucciniomycetes, Pucciniales, Pucciniaceae.